Molecule: messenger RNA, 669 nt
Organism: Pichia kudriavzevii
Lineage: Eukaryota; Fungi; Ascomycota; Pichiomycetes; Pichiales; Pichiaceae
Exons: 1
Coding region: 1-669 (222 amino acids)
Biological process (GO): protein polyubiquitination; proteasome-mediated ubiquitin-dependent protein catabolic process
Molecular function (GO): ubiquitin conjugating enzyme activity
Source: RefSeq, a predicted model, not a curated record
AUGUCAUCUGCCAAGAUCCUUUGGAAAGAAUUCAGGGAGUUGACGCAUCCCAAAACAGGCCUUAAACAAGUCCAUGUUGAUGUUGAGGAAAAUGACGUUUUCCUAUGGAAGGUAUCCCUAAUGGUUGUUGACCCAGAGAGCAUAUACAAUGGUGCGUGUUUGCAGGGGCAAAUGAGGUUCCCCUCCAACUAUCCGUACAGCCCGCCCUCUUUCAGGUUUACCCCGGCCAUCUUCCAUCCAAAUGUCUAUCCCGAUGGGAGGUUGUGUAUUUCAAUCUUACACUCAGCUGGACAACAAGAGGCAAGUGACGAACCGCUAAAUAUAACGUGGUCCCCAGCUCAAAAAGUUGAGAGUGUCUUGCUCAGUAUCCUCUCCUUGUUGGAGGAUCCCAAUGUGGCCAGUCCUGCAAAUGUCGAGGCCGGUAUUGCAUAUCGAAAGCAGCGUGAUCUCUAUAAUGACAAAGUCAAGGCAGAUGUGUUGAAAAGUAUCGAGGCAAUGCCCAGUGACAUUGUGUGGCCUACAUUGCAAGACGUUACGAGAAAACAAAGCGAAAGUGUUGACGAGCCUAUGGAAUACUGGGAAGAUGAUUUCUACGACGACGAAUAUGGAGAAGAAGAAGAUGAUGAAGAUGAUGAUAAUAGUGGUGAUGAUGAUGGUGGUGAUUCCUAA